Diatraea saccharalis (sugarcane borer) is the source of this 3453-nucleotide messenger RNA. The record is from the annotation of a GenBank genome assembly. NCBI's taxonomy places the organism in Eukaryota, Metazoa, Arthropoda, Insecta, Lepidoptera, Crambidae.
ACGUUCGCGUUGCACGGUAUAAUCCACGGUCGCGCUCCAUCGUAUCGUCGAGACGGAAUGUGCCCGCAUAAGUGGAAGCGUGGGUUUCGCUCCUCCCGGUCGAUGUGAAAUGUCGUGUAGUGUGCCAGGGUGGCGCCUUCAAGCAGUGCGUGUGCAGUGAGGUGCAGUGGUGUGUGCGAAGGAACGUGGGUCGGUACGGCGACGGCGAGCGAAGUGCGCGGAGGUGGCGGUGGCCGUGCGGCCAUGACCGGCGACAUGCCUCUAGGGAGCGCGCACGCGUUCGGGCGCGCGUUGCUCCGGGAUGGAGCUCUGCCACCUUUGGAGCCCGGCCCGCCCGCGCCGCCACCGGCCGCCGCGCAGCCGCCGGACAAGCGCCCACCGGCCGCCGCCGCCAGCCCCGAGCAGGUUAUGAAGCUGUACAUGAACAAACUCACCCCCUAUGAACACCGUGAAAUUUUUGACUACCCCCAAGUGUACUUUAUAGGCGCAAACGCUAAGAAACGGCCCGGGCUCGUCGGGUUCCCGAACAAUUGCGAGUACGACAACGAGCAGGGAUCGUAUAUUCACAUACCGCACGACCACAUAGCAUAUAGAUACGAAGUGCUCAAAGUUAUCGGCAAAGGUAGCUUCGGGCAAGUGGUGAAGGCAUAUGACCAUAAAAAGCGUGAGAACGUGGCACUGAAGAUGGUGCGGAACGAGAAACGGUUCCACAGACAAGCGCAGGAGGAGAUCCGUAUCCUGGAGCACCUCCGUGAGCAAGACAAGGAUAACACUAUGAACGUGAUACAUAUGUUCGACUCGUUUACGUUCAGAAACCAUACGUGCAUUACGUUCGAGCUGCUCUCGAUCAACCUGUACGAGCUGAUCAAGAAGAAUAAGUUCCAGGGGUUCUCGCUGCAGCUGGUGCGCAAGUUCUCGCACAGCUUGCUGCAGUGCCUCCACGCUCUGAACAAAAACAGGAUCAUUCAUUGUGACAUGAAGCCGGAGAAUGUUCUGCUGAAGCAACAGGGACGUUCUGGAAUUAAGGUGAUAGAUUUCGGUAGUUCGUGCUACGAGCACCAGCGGGUGUACACGUACAUCCAGUCGAGAUUCUAUCGGGCGCCCGAAGUGAUGAUGGGAGCGCGGUACGGCAUGCCCAUCGACAUGUGGUCGCUGGGCUGCAUCCUGGCGGAGUUACUCACAGGUUUCCCCCUCCUGCCCGGAGAGGAUGAAGCGGACCAGAUGGCAUGCAUUAUCGAACUCCUGGGCAUGCCGCCCCAGAAGCUGAUCGAGCAAGGCAAACGUUCCAAGAACUUCAUCAGUAGUAAGGGGCUUCCGCGGUAUUGUACCGCCACGACACUCGCCGACGGCACCACUGUCCUCAGCGGAGGUAUGUCGAGAAGGGGCAAGCCGAGAGGUCCGCCUGGCUCGAAGAGUUUCGUUACGGCCCUUAAAGGUUGCCAGGACAAGUUUUUCAUAGAUUUCAUUAGACGGUAAGUAGUAUUUUGAAAUUUUGACAAAAAUUAACUGCAAAAGUGAAUUUUACUAUCAUAUAUAGAUUUUGUAACGAUAUAAAACAAAGAUGCUUCCCGCUGUCUGUACGCUCAGAUCUAUUAAACUAAACAACGGAUUUUAAUGCGGUUCAUUAAUAUACAGAGUGAUUCAACUAUAGGCAUAUCACACAUUACCACGCGGGCAAAUCCGCAGGCGGAACGCUGGUUGAACCAUAAUUUAUUAAAAAGAAGUAACUUUUUGAUAAGACAUCAAAUAGAUAUUUGACUGUAGCGGCUUCAUAUAUUUAUGUACUUUGUGUGUAUAUCGACUGCCCAAAACAAUCUCGAAACAGUCGUGUACGUUGUUGCCGUCAGAUGCCUAGAGCAGCAUCUAACAGCUCAGGUGUUGCCACGCGCGUUGCCUGUAACGGCGUAUUGUAUAUGAUAAUUGUUAUUGCAUCAAGUGUACGUUAAUGCCAAGAGUGGGAUCAUGAGAAGCGUCUGAAGCCCGCACAGGCGCUCCGUCACGCGUGACUGUAGUUUAUAUUAAGGUUGCUAUUGCAUCAAGUGUACAUUAUUGACUAGAGUACCCUCUUACGGCCCAGGUGCUGACACGCACAUGUCUGUAGCGGCGUAUUAUAUUGUAUAUACGAAAUGAUUGUAAUUGCAUCAAUUGUAUGUUAUUGCCUUCAGAUGUCUGGAGUGGGACCCAGAGAAGCGCCUGACGCCCGCGCAGGCGCUCCGUCACGCGUGGCUGCGCCGGCGACUACCGCGCGCGCCGCACGACGAGGACAACACCCACGUUAGUAUCGCGCACCACGCCAAACGGCUCCACGCCGGCAUUAACGCCGCACCAUAGGUUCGUCCACAGCUUCUUAUCUAUAUAUAUAUAUCGAUGAAGGCUAAGGAAACAUAUGCUGCCGCUAACGAAUAUAUUUGUUUCGAGUAGAUAGGGUAGAAUUCUUGUCAAAUCUUUAAGCCAAUUGUCAAAGUCAGAAAGGAAAACGUCGGAUUCAGAAGUGAUGAUUUAUUUCGGUCGAAUUAUGGUUUAAACUUGGUUCUAGAGAUAGUCCUCGUUUUAAACAUACAGGGUUAUUCAUAAAACACCAGCAACCUUGUAGGAAUAGAUAGCUAAACUAAUAAAUAAUAACAUUUGAUCUAUGAGUUUUGAUAAAUUCGUUACUUUUACUCUUAUAUAAAGUUUAACUUAUUUAUUAAAUCUGCGCCCAUUUUCACACAGCGUGCGAACGAAGCAUCGUCCUUUUGUUUAUGGAUAAAAUAUAAACUUAUAAGUAUCACGUCACGAUUUUGUACAAAAUAAAACUUGAUAAAUCGUUUUCGUUCAAAGUAUCAAGUUAUGUUAAAACUCGUAUAUCGAGCGUUGUUAUUUAUGAUGUUAGCUAUAUAGUCCUGCGAGGUUCUUGGUGUUAUACAAAUAACCCUAUAUAAAAAGAACUGAAAGAAUACUGAGAGAUUAUAAAUAAUAUUUUUAAAAUAACACAGUAGUUUUAAAAGAUGUGAAAAUAUGAAUAAAUUACCAAGAAAAUAAUAAUCUGCAACAUUUUAUUUUCCAAUAGAAAUUGUUCGUAUCUGUCAGUCGGGGUGUAUUCAUUACAUUAAUUAUGUUGUAUUUUCACACAAUAUUUAAUUACGAAGUUCGGUCGUGCCAGUUUCAAAAUUUAUACAACAUAUAAAAGAGAAUUUUAAUGAUUUACUUGCUUAUCAUAUAAAAAAAACUCUAAAUCAAAUCGAUUAUCCAUUAUGAUAUUAAAUUGAUCCAUACUAACGCCAUCUAGCAGUGACAUAAUACUUUAUAGAUGCCAUUUUAAAAUAAAAAAAAUGUUUAGUAAAGACGGAUAUUUGGGCGUGACUUUCUCAUACUUAGCGUCAGCAUAUAUUUCUAAAGCUCAUAAUAUACGUAUAACCAGUAGUAAUCUAUACAAUUGAUCUUGUAAACUUUAAAAUGUUCUUUCUUCCCUUC